Molecule: messenger RNA, 1020 nt
Organism: Pneumocystis jirovecii RU7
Lineage: Eukaryota; Fungi; Ascomycota; Pneumocystomycetes; Pneumocystales; Pneumocystaceae
Exons: 6
Coding region: 1-1020 (339 amino acids)
Cellular component (GO): Set1C/COMPASS complex
Molecular function (GO): chromatin binding; protein binding
Source: RefSeq, a predicted model, not a curated record
AUGGGAACAGUUGUUAUUUCUGAACAAGUUCUUACAUCUCUUAGACCUUCAAAAGGGUUUAAAAAUCAUCAAGAAGGAACGGCUAUAACAUGUUUAGAUUUUGACGAUACUGGCGAAUGGUUGAUCACAUCAGGUGAAGAUGAAUCAUUGCAACUAUAUGAUUGUGUUCUGGGCAAGCAUAAAAAAACUUUAUAUAGCAAAAAAUAUGGAGUAGAUCUUGCACGAUUUACACACCGUUCUACAAAUGUAAUUUAUUCUUCUACUAAAGAUGAUGACACAUUAAGAUAUUUAUCAUUACAUGAUAAUGUAUAUAUUCGAUAUUUUCGUGGACAUAAGAAAAGAGUUGUUUCUUUAGAUAUGUCGCCUCUUGAUGACCAUUUUAUAUCAUCUGGUCUUGAUAAUUCUGUAAGAUUAUGGGAUUUACGUUCUUCUACAUGUCAUGGGUUACUCAAUAUUUCUUCUCCUUGCCUCACGGUAUUUGAUCCUACUGGAAUCAUAUUUGCUGUAGCAUCAAAUUCACUAUCUUCUAUUUUACUUUAUGAUUUACGUAAUUAUGAUAAAGAACCAUUUUCAACAUUUACUCUUAAUGAUGAUGGAUUUCUUUCAAAAAUUUCAUAUCCCCCUAGAAUGCCUGACUGGAUCAAAAUGGAAUUUUCAAAUGAUGGAAAAUUAAUAUUAAUUGGUACACGCGGUGAAUGCCAUUAUCUUUUAGAUGCAUUUACAGGAGAAUUACAAUCUCGUUUAACGGGACAAAUACCUGUUAAUGGUGAUCCUAAAUCUAUAACAUCAGGUGAUGUAUGCUUUACACCAGAUGCACGUUAUGUUAUUGGUGCUUCUGGAGAUAAGAAUUUAGUUAUAUGGGAUACUAAACAAACUAAUAGAAGCAAAUCAUUAACUCCUAUUGAAAUUUUAAAUUCUGGUAAUAUUGGUCCAGCUAAAGUUGUAACAUUUAAUCCAAGGAAAAUGAUGUUAGCUACAGCAAAUAAUACUUUGUCAUUUUGGCUUUCUGAAAAUUAUUAA